CAAAUUUCCUAUUCAAGUAAAAAAAUUCUCAAAAUGGUUGGAAUUUGGUCUAUGAUACGCGAGAUAGACCAGACUAAAACGACCUGGGCCAUCAAAGCUAGGGCUGCAAGGGUAUAUCGUGAGCCUGCCCACGAUGGCUUUCCGCCAUCUCUGGAAGUGAUCUUUCAUGAUGCAGAGGUUCGUAUAUUCUAAUUAGUACUGAACAUGUUUUUACCCUCAUUCGUAACAAUUUUUUUUGUAUAACAGGGCUCAAAGAUUCACGCUCACGUGCCUGAUCAAUCAAUUUGUUGUCAAGUUUCACGCCUUAUUUAAGGAGGGUCAUAUCUUUGCAGUUAAAAAUUUCAUGGUGGAAGAAAACUUUAUGGUUUUCAAAACAACAACAAGUGCUUACAGGCUAAGAUUUUUUUAAAAAAGUGAGGCAUUUGAGAUGAAAAUUCCAUUUCCAUUGAAGACAUUUUCAUUGGUGUCCUUUUCUACUCUACAUGCACAAGACACUAUAGAUGAUAGAGCGACAAUCUGUAUGUUUUGGGCAUUAAAAGAAACGAUAAUUGGUGUUCCUUAUAUGAUAUGAAAUGCUAAAAAUAAACGACGAUGCAAAUAUCAUUGGCCAGGUUGUCCAUGACAAAGACCCUAAAACGAUUCUAAAGAAUGAUCGUCCCAAGAAACUGAUUGAGCUCAUCUUGGGAGAUACUGAGUUAGUAAAAUUUAACAUUAUAAUAACGUUGUAUCACAUUAUUUGUUUAUUCUCCUUAUCAAAUCAUGUUUUGCAAGGGGAAAUGUAAUCGCAUGCAUACUGUGGGGUCCUAUGGUAGAUAUGUUGGUCACCUACAAACUAACCACAACAGAACCAAUAGUCAUGCUUCUGCAAUGCUGCAGAGCAAGAAAAUACCAAGGUGACCAUCAUCUGACUUCUUAAUAUCAAGAGAGUAAAACUGUUGAGCACUAAAUUCAUACUUUUGUGGGUUUACAUUUUCAUACUAACGGAUAGAUUGACCUUAGGUCAAGUGCAUGUGUCAAAUAUGUUUAACACCACCAAAAGUCAUUAUGAAUGGUUCGGAAGAAGUAUUCAAUGAUUUUAAGGCGAGGUAAAGAGCUUAGAAUUUUACAGUAUUUUAGAGCCUGGUGUAAUGUGAUGAUUCUCGCAAACAAUCAAACACUUUUUACACAGAAUGGCUAAAAGGUGUGGGGAGGGUUUAAGCUUUACAAUAUCUUCGGAUACCUCCAACGAAGGAGACAUUAGCUGCGGACAGAUCGAACUGGUCACUAUUGACCAGCUGACAAGAAUGGAGGAGGAUGGCAAACACUGGGUCUAUGGAGAGAUUGCUGGAAUAGACAGCCACAGAGACUGGUCUUACGUUUCUAGCAUUGGAUGUAACCGCAAAGUGACGCCCAAUGGUGACACUUUUCAGUGUUUAACUUGCAACACUUCUGAUGCAGUCCUUCGAACAUCGCAUGCAUCAUUCACGCUGUGGGAUAGGGAAGUUUCGUGUCUGAUAGGUCGUUCUGCUUCGUAUUUGAAGGAACAAGUAGCCAAGAGAAAUUUUGGCCCCCACUACUUCCCUUCGGAGAUCAAUGCCCUGAUGGAUAUUAGGGCACUGUUCCGUGUGCAAUGCAAGAUGGACUCCCGGAACCACAAGGGCAACCAAACCUUCAGUGUGCUUAGAAUGAAUACUGAUCCUAGGGUUAUAUCCCUUUAUGUUUCUGAGAUAAGCGCAGCCGAGGUUUGUACAUAACUGACUAUUUGCAGUUUUAAGACACCUAAACUUCCUGCAUAUAUUAUGACACAAGCAUUUGUUUUUGAAAUGUUUAGGAUGAGGAUGAGUUUGCCCUGUUGAGGAAGGAGUUUUGUGGCACAGAGAAUGUUAAUCUUCAUUUUUUUGUCCUUCAAAAAUUAAAACAAAUGGUUCCUAAGACAUUCAACUAACAACUUUGUCCUUAAUCUUUAGGUUGGGUCAUCCCAGUGUGUCAAUUCAACAAGCCCACCACUGCUGAGCAAGGAAAAGAGGAUUGCGCUUGAAAUCAAUGGAGAAAAAUUGAAGAAGAAUCUGUUUGGAGAGUCUUCUUCUACAGUCCCAAUGAAGAAAAUGAAGGGCAUAAAGAUCGAGGAGCCUAAGCCUUGAGGUUUACCAAUUCCAGAGAAGAUAUAUGUGGUUUGCAGGAGGGAGUGCUAUAUAUUAUGGGUGCCUAGAGUUCAAUGCACCUAAGUUAUGAAGACAACUAAAUAAAACUUCCUCUCGUUGUUGUGUCCUAUCUAUGUUUUGUUCAGUAUGUUGGUCCUAAGUAGUAUCAAUGUAAUAAAAGGUCACAACCAGAAAAUGUUGCUAGAAGACAAAAUACUAACACUAUCACAAGUGUUCGGCUGUCUUCUGCAUUUUUUGUAUUUUGGAUUUUGUAAUUGGUUCGCACAUUUUAACCGAAAGUGUGCUCUGGCUGUAACUCAAUUGAUCUAAUGAUAUAUAUUAAGUAUCUAAUGUUAAUUUA
Cuscuta epithymum is the source of this 2481-nucleotide messenger RNA. Lineage: Eukaryota; Viridiplantae; Streptophyta; Magnoliopsida; Solanales; Convolvulaceae. The record is from the annotation of a GenBank genome assembly.